Sitodiplosis mosellana (orange wheat blossom midge) is the source of this 2943-nucleotide messenger RNA. RefSeq lists its product as uncharacterized. Bases 337 to 1455 code for a protein of 372 amino acids. NCBI's taxonomy places the organism in Eukaryota, Metazoa, Arthropoda, Insecta, Diptera, Cecidomyiidae. The record is from RefSeq and is a predicted model, not a curated record. The transcript has 5 exons.
GUAUCUGCUCAAUAGGCUCGAUGCAGUGGAUCUUAAUCGUUCUGAAACAGUGGUUGUUCGAUUCAGUCAUGUGCCAUCGCUCAUACUAAACACACCUGUGAACGCGAACGCUCGUUUCAAAAGUCAGUGUUAAACGCGAAAUAGCAUGAGUUUUACAUUAUCAACAAACCGAAAAUUUGUUGGACUGUCAAUAAACAAAUUAGUUCAUUAGAAACAAAUAUUCGAUUUUAUUAACGUUAAUUUCCAAGCGAUUUGUUUUUCGAAAAACAAAACGAAAACUCAUCUUUAAUCAAUUGUGUUUACAUCGGAACGCAUUCGUUGUCAUCACAGAAAAAAAUGUGUAGAAAAAUGGGAAAAAUUUCCGGUUUUGCUGAGAUUCUUAUCACAUUGUUUCUCAUUGAGCAAAUUUUGGCGACAAAUAAAUAUUAUGGCCUCUAUGAAAGAUAUCCAAUAAUGGUGCGUAAAUAUCAUGGUCCACACUCGAAGACGGGUCUGAAACGAAGUACACAAUACGGUGAAGUGUUUCACAUUACGAAAUACAAUCAAUCCCAUGAAUUUCUCAAUGUCGAUCAAGCAAAGUUCAAAAUGCAUCAUUCAAAUGAUCCGAAUAAGCAUCGUCGACCGUGUGUGCGAUGCCCAGGUGAAAUAACGGCGAUAGCACGAAAAGGAUUGGAUGGCAUUUUGGUGGAACCUCCAGCACCGUUAUCUUGCAAAACUAACCUCCCAUUUGCGCGCAAUUUGUAUAGCAUCGAAACGUUAUUCGGAUCCGAUCUAUCGUUUGUGCUUCCAAAGGGGCGACACAGUCUUACCGCGAAGGUACGAAAUGUUGAGUCGGGUCUAAUCGUUCGAAGCUGCCAUCUGAAAUACCAUGUGAUUGUUCGGCGCUGCAAGGGAUUUCCAUCACUGAAGAAGAAAAAUAUCAAAAUGUCUUGUACGGCUGGAACCAUUUGGGGUUCGCAAUGUGCCUUCGAGUGUAGAAAGGAGGGUGAAAGUCUUAGCCACCGCGACUCUAUCGUUUGCAAUGAAGAUUUGGAAUGGAUCGGCGAAGUACCGCAUUGUGUUUCGGAUAUUGAAAACACACUGGGUUAUGUUCGAGACGAGGAAUUCUGUUCCCAGCCUCCCCCACCAGCCAACGGCCGUUUCGUUUGCGAAGCAAAAAACCCGGAUUUUCCGGACACAUUACCGAAAUUGGAACAGAAUAUCAUCGAAAGUUUAAAAAUGCUAGCGCCAGAAAGUGUAUGUCACGUUCAAUGCGAUCAAUCACACUCGAUCCCAUACCAUUUAUCAAUGUUUUCAACGAUUCAAUGCAUAAAUGGAGCAUGGAACACAACCGAUAUUGAAUUUUGCUAUAAGAAACAGCCGCAACGUCGCCGACGUCACCGAUAUUCACAUGCACGUAAUCAAACAAACCCGUCACAUCAAUCAGUUCAAACCCAUUUAGAUAAGACGUAUUGAAAGCAAAAAAAAACAAACAAACAAAAAAAAAUCACCAUUCACCAAAGCAACCAGUUCAUUGGCUCAACCAAAGCAUCAUCAGUGCAAUACAGUUUAAGUGAUAGACGUUUGAUAUUUUAAAGAAAAUCAUUAUUAUUAUUAUUUUGUAAAUUAUUUGUGUUCAGCAAAACGUAUAAAUUUAUCACAUGCAAUGUGUGUUUCACGUUACUUUGUUUUCUGUUUCUUUAAUUCAAUGAGCUUGUUAUUUUCAUGAGCGAUGUUUUUCAAAUUGAAACUUUCAAUGAGCAUUAAUUGAUUGAUUGAUUUUUCGACAUUAAUGAAGUCAAUCGAAAUGUCGCUCGUGCCGACAACACGGUUGACAAAAACAAACCUGUUUAUGGAAGUGCGUUUGAAAAACGUCCGUUUUAUUACUUGUUUAUCACCGUUUUAGAUCAUGUGUAUGGCGUUUUAAUUGCGGAAAAAGGCUAUAGAUUAGCAUAAUUCAAGCAGAAAAUCAUGAAAAGUUGCAUUCGAAGAGGAAUUUCGCACUGACAGACAGUUUUUUUUUUACUGCGAGCACAGAGAGACUGAAUUACUUUGUUUUCAGUUAAGUCAAGAGCAGAUGUAAAGAAUUGCAGUUUGAAUGCACAUAUCAGACGCCAUUUAUAGUGAUGAUUACGAUUUAUGAUUUUUUUAAAUGGGCAAAGACCACAGAAGCGAUAGAAGUGGAUCUUUUCCGGAUAAAGACGGUCUUGUUCCGUAAUUCAUUUUGGAAGAAAUUUCAGUUCCUUAUUUCUAUUGGUCGAAAUUGAUGCCAGAGAUACACGAUGCAAUCCCAUGUGCAAAUAAUGCCUAACAGACUGUUACUGUUAAUGACUAAUAGUCACUCAGUUGUAUAUAGCGGUACACGACUCACACUGGCCAAUUUUACACGGAAUAAGAUCCAUGAUCGCACCGCGUGUCAACUGAAAGAUUGCAGAGAGAAAUAGUACUCUUAGUAGAUCCAUUGACUUUUCCGUUUAUUUACUUCUACACAGCCGCGUUUCUUCUACGACGAAUUUGUGCUUCACUGCGAAGUUAAUCACAUUUAUUGUUCAAAUAUUGUUCUCCUUGGUUGAAUCAGAAUAAAAAGAUUUCGAUUUCUUUGUUCUUUUUUAAAUGAAAAGUUUUUGGACCAUAUAUUGACACAUAACUAUAUAUUUUUCUGCUUCACAUGAAAUUAAUAUUUCGUUUUCAUUCAUAUCGCAGGACACGAUUUGAAUCGACGGCAAAUGCCUUGAAAUAUAUGGAAGUAUAAUCAUUUUUCACAGCAAUCCCUCAGAAAUCAAAUUUAUGGUAUGCAACGGUUCCCUUCUUUAUCUUCAGCGAAAAUGCGCCACAUGUCCCAUUCAUUCAUUUUAUUCAAUCCGGUAUUCGGGUCAAUAGAGCGAUAGCGGCUCAUUAGCGGUAAUCGCCCGAAAAAUUGUUGUUUACAUUUAGAUAAAUUAGCAAUAGAAAAUGAUUGUACCC